AUGUCAGCCUCCCAGCUCCUCCGUCGAGCCACAACGCGACAACCACGCCUCUUCCGCCUCGGCCAAUUCAGACGCAGAUACACCACUCCGCCGCCAGAACCCACCAAACCUCCAUCUGAAGCAACCCCACCAUCUGCCAUCCCCCGAAUCGUCGCCCGGCUGCCCCGACCGCUCCGACCGUACGUCGCGCGCCUCGAGUCGGCCCCGCUGUCCCACGUCGCCGCCUUUCUGAUCCUGCACGAGCUGACCGCCAUCCUGCCCUUGAUCGCCCUGUUUGCCCUGUUUCAUAACACCGACCUGCAUGUCGCCCCAGUGGCAUGGGUCGCGGAGCGGUAUGGGUCGUACGUGGAGGAGGGGUUGGGCAAGUUUGAGCGGUACUUUCGGCGCAAGGGCUGGUUCGGGCUGAACGAAGCUGCUUCCGAGGAUGGCGAGCAAGACUCAAGCACCGAUGCGCUCACCAAGGUUCAGGCCGCGCAGGGUCCCUACCGCAUCGUUGUGGAGGUUGCGCUUGCCUAUGCCAUCACCAAGGCCAUGUUGCCUUUGAGGAUAGCGGGUAGCUUGUGGGCUACUCCGUGGUUUGCUGGGGUUAUUGUGAGGGCCAAGUCCUUGUUCCGGAAGAGGUAG
Molecule: messenger RNA, 624 nt
Organism: Pyricularia grisea
Lineage: Eukaryota; Fungi; Ascomycota; Sordariomycetes; Magnaporthales; Pyriculariaceae
Exons: 1
Coding region: 1-624 (207 amino acids)
Cellular component (GO): mitochondrion
Source: RefSeq, a predicted model, not a curated record